Lepisosteus oculatus (spotted gar) is the source of this 856-nucleotide messenger RNA. Lineage: Eukaryota; Metazoa; Chordata; Actinopteri; Semionotiformes; Lepisosteidae. The record is from RefSeq and is a predicted model, not a curated record.
ACGGGGGGGUGGGACACAGGCCCCCCGGUCAGCUGGGCAGCUGGCCGUGUGGGUCGGCGGCGCUAUGCGAGACACAUGUGGAGCGCCAUUGUUCGGCGGCGAUCAGAUAACACAGGGCCCCCGACACAUUCCGCAAAACAGCGCGUUUCAGAGUGCGAGUGCCGCGCUCAAUGGGGGAUUGUCAAGAGGGCCCGGCCCCGCAGAGAACUAGUGCCUUUUGUUGCCUGGCAGAAACGGAGCGGCGAGAUACGAAGUGCCGUGCCGUACAGUACAGUACAGCGGAGGUGGGGGUGGAGAAAAACAUCCCUGACAAAGAUGGCGUCCGUUGCGCUACAGUAAUUUAGAAAAAAAAUCAUUCGUAUUUUAUUUUAAAAUUAGCUUAUAUUUUAUGAGAAACUCGCACAUAAGGGUUACAAAUCAAUUGACAUUUUUGAGAAACGUUCCCGGCAGUAGCUCGGGUUGACGGGACUUCAACAGGAAGAGAAUGUGACGCAACGUCCUGUUUUCCAGACUCGCCAAGAUGGCGCUGCUGUUAAGGUCGAUGCUCCGUCCGGCAGUGCUCUCCAGGACACAGGCGUGUGUGGUGUACAGACAUGCCGUCCCCAUGGGCACCAGCACCAAGGAGGAUAUGAGCAAGUUCUGGGACAAGAACGCCCGUCUGAAGCGACCCCUGUCACCCCACAUCAGCAUCUACAGCUGGUCCAUUCCGAUGAUGAUGUCGAUCUCCCAUCGAGGGACCGGGGUCGCCCUGAGCUCAGGUACGGCCUGUCCGCUGGCUUCUCUCCGUCUAACGUUGCAGUCUUGCAAAAAGAGUCCCGAAACCGUGGUGACGGGAGGCACAGUGGCGCAGUGGUGA